CGAAAGUAAACUGGAUGAGGAAAUAGAAAUCACACUGACGAGACGUGGUCCUCAUCUGAACUUGUAUAUUUUUGAUUCUGGUGUAUUUAUUUGUCUCAAACUGGAAAAGUCUGCGUAAUCAUGUCGAGGGCAGCAACACUGAAGAUAAGCAGCAGCAGCGCAGUUCAGGUGGAAAACUUCCGCAAGUCUCUUUAUCAUGAGGCAGAUAAUCUGUUCUCCAGUCUCAUCCCCUCGAAGAUUGUGCAGUUGGAUGCUCUGCUCAGGGAUGAUGCCAUGAGUAUCACAGACAUGUCUUCACUCAAGGCUCCGCUGGACAUCCCCAUUCCCGACCCUCCGUCCCCGGAGGAGGAGGAAAUGGAGACUGACAAGAAUGAAGACGAGGACAAGAAAAAGAAGAAAGCACCAAAAUGCGGCUUCAUCAAGGGGAAUGAGAAGAUUAUGAUGCUGCUGGAUCGUGUGAAACCUGAGAUUGUUGCUCUUAGAGAGACCAUAAUUGUUGUGUCCUGCUGGAUUCAGUACCUCAUCCCAAAAAUAGAGGAUGGGAAUGACUUCGGUGUUGCCAUUCAGGAGAAAAUCUUGGAGAGAAUCACCGCAGUGAAGACCAAAGUGGAUGGUUUUCAGACCAACAUCAACAAGUACUUCUCAGAGAGGGGAGAUGCUGUUGGCAAAGCUUCCAAGGAAACUCAUGUGAUGGACUAUCGCUCACUUGUCCACGACAAAGACGAGGCUAUCUACUCUGAAAUCAGGGUGAUUGUUCUCGACAUCCGUGGAUUCUACGCUGAACUUUAUGAUAUCAUCAGCAAGAAUCUUGAGAAGGUGACCAAUCCAAAAGGAGAAGAGAAGCCUUCCAUGUAUUGAGCCUGGAGGGAUGAGGAGGUGAUCUGGAGGUACCACAGGGACAGAUUCUUCUAUCCUCUGCCUCAAAGCGCUUUUUUUCACACGGUGGAUUCAACACAAAUCAACUCUUCUGUUCAGUCUUCUGCAUUUAUACAUUAAUCAGUUUCAUCUCUCAAUUUUGCUUCUUCAGCUGAUAGGAAAAAGUUAUAAAAAAAUGGGUCAAAGUUUUGUUUCUGCGUCUGUGAUGACACUUUGUACCAACACUUGCACUAAAAUGUAUCUUUGUGUGCUUCAUUGUUUGUUUAGGGGUUCUCAUAAAUAGAAAAGACAAUAAAGAAAACUGUUUUUAAAUUGA
Molecule: messenger RNA, 1192 nt
Organism: Scomber scombrus (Atlantic mackerel)
Lineage: Eukaryota; Metazoa; Chordata; Actinopteri; Scombriformes; Scombridae
Gene: psme2
Product: proteasome activator subunit 2
Exons: 12
Coding region: 121-858 (245 amino acids)
Biological process (GO): positive regulation of endopeptidase activity; regulation of G1/S transition of mitotic cell cycle; regulation of proteasomal protein catabolic process
Cellular component (GO): proteasome activator complex; nucleoplasm; cytoplasm
Molecular function (GO): endopeptidase activator activity
Source: RefSeq, a predicted model, not a curated record